Messenger RNA from Salvelinus sp. IW2-2015, 1970 nucleotides. The record is from RefSeq and is a predicted model, not a curated record. Lineage: Eukaryota; Metazoa; Chordata; Actinopteri; Salmoniformes; Salmonidae.
AUGUUCAACCUGAAGAUUNUUUCCCUCUCCUUCCCCUUCUUGAGGGAGGGCAGCCGUGUGUGGGAAAGGGGAGCGCCGCCCCGGUCACUGCCCAGCCCACUGCCCACCAAACGCAACCGCACCUAUUCAGCCACGGUGCGGGCCACCUCAGGGCCAGCGUUUAAGGGUGUGUGCAAGAGCUUCUGCAGGUCACAAGGUCAUGGCUUCAUCCGUCCAACCAAUGGCGGAGAUGACAUAUUUGUUCACAUCUCGGAUAUCGAGGGCGAGUAUGUCCCAGUUGAAGGAGAUGAGGUCACAUACAAAGUCUCCCGGAUCCCACCCAAAAACCUGAAGAUCCAGGCCGUGGAGGUGAAGAUCGUUCAUCUGAACCCAGGGACGAAGCAUGAGACCUGGUCUGGCCAGAUCAUCAGCCAGCUAGACGAGAGCUAGGCUUCUGCGCUGGCCUGUUUAUCUACACUUGGCUAGGGUGGGGAGGGCUAGGGUGGGAAGUUGAGGGGUCUGGCUAGGGCAGGCAGGGACGGCCAACUGGUGCUGGAGAGUCUGUCUAAAUCAGGUGUGCUAGAGCUGGGCUGGAACAAAACUCUAGAUACACUGACUGGCUCCUCAGGACACAAGUUGGCCAUCCGUGAACUAGGAUGUGGUURGUACAGACUGGAUUGAUAAGUCAUAAAAGCAAGUAAGGGAGGAGAAUAUGUUCAACUUGAAGGUACUGAAAAUGGGUGAGGGGACAGAGCAGAGUGGUGGAGGAAAUAGAAUGAGAUAUCCGACACCAUUUUGAGGAGAAGCAUUACUAUUGGUGUGAAAUCAAAAUGAGGUUGGAGAGAAAAUAACUGACAAAUGUUUAGAGGUACAGAAUCGGAAACGUCUGAUUGAGAGAGCAAUCGAGAAGAAGGUAGGGAGAGAUGGGUGUAAUGGGAGACAAAAAAAAGCUUGGAAGAAUGAUUUAUAUUUUACUGUGAAUGGAAAAGCCACUAUUAAUAUUUUCUCGAGGUACACAACCAUCUUUGUAUUUUUGCCUUUUAUUUAUAUAUAUUUAUUUGACCAUUUUGUUUCGAUUUUUUUGUAUCCGWUAGUUUUGAGGUUACUGGAUUUAAGUUUUGGGUAUUGUAGUCAAACGAAUGCACUUAAAAACUUGAACUUCCAUUCUGAAAUACUGCCGAACAGACUACAACUCCUAUUAGGCUUUAUCAUGUGGCAAUUUGUAGUCCUGUUUGCAAAUUGUAACUCACCAUGAUGGUAUGAGCAAAUUACUGUAAGGUUUUUGAAACUAUUUGAAACUUUUCUAUUGUCUGAGAGACGCUGUAACACACUGUCAAUGGAAUUUAAAUACAUUUGAAUGUAUUUGUUUAAGUUCUGAAAUGAUCAUUUGAUUGUUACUGAGCCGUUAUUCGUAUUUGUUUCAUGUCUGCCCAUUAUGUUUAGCAUUUCUCCAUAUUUAGGCUAUUUCUAUGUAUUUUUCUGUCCUUCAUUCUUACUGUUUUGGGUUGUUUUAUUUCAUAUUUUAGUUUUAGUUAAAAUGCUAGGUUUUCCAUUGGUCACAGUUCAGAGCAUUUUCUGUUAGACAAGCCACUGUGGCUAUAGUUUACCCUAAUUUCAAUGUGAGCCUUGAAAGAGCACUAAAAACAUUUUAUGAUUCACAAUUAUGGUGGCUGUUAUCUUUCUUUAGUAUUUAUCUUUGGAGAUAAGGCUGUAUACAUAGUAUGUGACAUUAGAAUGACAUGCCUAUUCCUUAGUUAUACUUUCCAUCUGUUGUACAAAAAAAUAACAAGUCACACUUGGCCCAAUGAUAUAAAAUAAUUUAUUACAAUGAACAUAGUUCAAAUGAAUACAGUACUCAACAAUGACAUCAUGAUUUCACAAUUAGUGUAUGUCGAUCAAACUGUACAAGUGAGUCCACUGGACCUUUGUCAUUCAGGAAGGUCUAAUGGCCUUUGGCAGAAGGGUCAAGACAUCCAGAUUAUUGUAUUUGU